AUGUGGAGGCUGAGGAUCGGAGCGGCGGCUAAAGAUGAUCAUCACUUGUUCAGCACCAACAACUACGUGGGCAGACAGACUUGGGAGUUUGAUGCAGAAGCAGGCUCUCCCGCAGAAUUCGCUGGGAUGGAACAAGCUCGCUGGAAUUUCUCGCUCAAUCGGUCACGUUUCAAAACCAGUGGCGAUCUCCUAUGGCGUAUACAGUUUUUGAGUGAGAAGAAGUUUGAGCAAAAGAUCCCGCGAGUGAGAGUAGAGGACGCGGAAAAAAUAACAUAUGAAGAUGCCAAGACGACGAUGAGAAGAGGAAUACUCUAUCUCGCGGCGUUGCAGGCUAAGGAUGGACACUGGCCUGCUGAGAACUCUGGUAUCAUGUUCUUGAACUCCCCAUUCUUCAUAUGCUUAUACAUAACUGGACACCUGGAAGAAAUCUUCACCGUGGAGCAUCGCAAAGAGUUUCUACGUUACAUGUACAACCAUCAGAACGUAGAUGGUGGGUGGGGAAUAGACAUAGAGAGCGACAGUUGUAUGCUAAGCACGGUCCUCAACUACAUCUGCCUACGGAUUCUAGGAGUAGAACCAGAACAAGGAAGUACUUGUGCAAUGGCUCGUAAAUGGAUUCUCGACCACGGUGGUGCUACUUAUACCCCCUUGUUUGGAAAAGUUUGGCUUUCGGUUCUUGGAGUGUACGAUUGGUCUGGCUGCAAAUCUAUACCACCCGAGUUCUGGAUGCUCCCUUCUUUUUCUCCUAUUAAUGGAGGUAUCGUUUGGAUUUAUUUUCGGGAGAGUUUUAUGGCAUUGUCAUACCUGUACGGUAAAAAAUUUGUAGCUACACCAACACCUCUCAUUCUACAGCUCCGUGAAGAGCUUUAUCUGCACCCUUAUGGCCAAAUCGUUUGGAGCCAAGCCCAAAACUUAUGCGCAAAGGAAGAUAAAUACAAUCAACAAUCAUAUCUACAAGAUUUGUUUUGGAAAAGUGUUCAUAUGUUCUCUGAAAACAUCCUAAACCGUUGGCCUUUCAACAAAAUCAUAAGGCAAAGAGCUCUUCAAACAACAAUGAAACUCAUUCACUACCAUGAAGAAUCCACCCGAUACCUUACCACUGGAUGUGUGCCAAAGGUGCUUUGUAUGCUUGCAUGUUGGGUAGAAGAACCAGAGGGUGAUUAUUUCAAGAAGCAUCUUGCUCGACUCCACGAUUUUGUAUGGAUUGGUGAUGACGGUCUAAAAUUCCAGAUUUGUGGUAGUCAAAUAUGGGAUACAGGCUUCUCGCUCCAAGUCAUUUUAGCUGCAGAUGACGACGAUGAGAUUAUUCGAUCAACGCUGAUCAAAGGAUACGACUUUUUGAAGAAAUCUCAGGUAACAGAAAAUCCACCUGGUGACCAUCUCAAAAUGUUUAGGCACAUUACAAAAGGUGGUUGGAAUUUUCCUGACAAAGAUCAAGGAUUGCCUGAUUCAGAUUGUACUGCUGAAAGUUUAGAGUGCUGCCUAAUGUUCGAAACAAUGCCGCAAGAGUUCAUAGGUGAGAAAAUGGAUGUAAAGAGGCUCUAUGAUGCUGUCAAUUUGAUUCUCCAUUUUCAGAACAAGAAUGGAGGUGUAACAGCGUGGGAACCAGCACCUGGGAAAACUUGGCUAGAGUGGUUUAGUCCAGUUGAGUUUAUGAAAGACGCAGUUGUGGAGCAUGAGUUUGUUGAAUGCACUGGGUCGGCACUAGUAGCAAUUGCUCGGUUCAUGAAACAGUUUCCUGAAUACAAGAGAAAACAAGUGAAAGACUUUAUAAAGCAUGGAGUGAAAUACUUGGAGAAUCUUCAAAUGUCUGAUGGUUCUUGGUAUGGAAGCUGGGGAGUGUGUUUCAUAUAUGGAACCUUCUUUGCGGUAAGAGGUCUAGUGGCUGCAGGUAAGACUUACAACGACUGUGAGGCUAUCCGUAGAGCGGUUCGGUUCCUUCUUGAGACACAAAACGAGGAAGGUGGUUGGGGAGAGAGUUAUCUCUCUUGUUCGAAAAGGAGAUACGUUCCACUUAGUGGAAGAAACAAGACAAAUCUUGUGAAUACAGGCCAAGCGCUUAUAAGUUUAAUUUUGGGUGGUCAGAUGGAGAGAGAUCCACGUCCGGUUAAUCGUGCUGCCAAAGUCUUGAUCAAUUCACAGUUGGAUAACGGAGAUUACCCACAAGAGGGAAUGAGUGGGGUGUUAAGUGUAAAUCUGAAGCUCCAUUAUCCUAUGUAUAGGAACAUUUUCACUCUUUGGGCACUCGCAUAUUACACGCAGGCUCUACGUCCCCUCCAGUGAGCAGUUUACUAUUCCUUCUAAAUAGUUUUUUCUUCUCUAUGUAAACAUUUUUUCU
Brassica oleracea var. oleracea is the source of this 2338-nucleotide messenger RNA. Its product is annotated as seco-amyrin synthase-like. Gene Ontology annotation, biological process: triterpenoid biosynthetic process. Bases 1 to 2283 code for a protein of 760 amino acids. The record is from RefSeq and is a predicted model, not a curated record. The transcript is spliced from 14 exons. Lineage: Eukaryota; Viridiplantae; Streptophyta; Magnoliopsida; Brassicales; Brassicaceae. Gene Ontology annotation, molecular function: beta-amyrin synthase activity. Gene Ontology annotation, cellular component: lipid droplet.